UUUAUACAGUUUUAAUCUUUUCCAUUUUUAAAAACGAUUUCAGAACCAUUUCUACUUGUGCAAGGCUACAUGUACUCCCCCUCCUGAUCCAGACUGAUGACUUGCUCAGACUCCAGCUGGUCCAAUUAACCAGCAGCUACAACAGGUAAAACCCACCUGAAGCUCACUGACCCACUUACUGCCCUCAGAACAAAAUGGAGACAGCAUUUGUCUUCAAAGACGUGAAAAGCUUUGAGUGCUCCUCUCCGUCGGAGUUGGACAGAAAGUUCUUUGGGGAGCAGAGUUUGCUGUCUGCUUUGUCUCUGGAACAGCUGCCAACACCAAAGCUGUUCAGUAACACCGGAGGUGACGGCAAGCCUUCCAUGCUGGCUUCCCUCUGCCUUUCACUGGAUGCCUUUUCUCCUUGUGGGGGGUUUUCACCUCGUGGUUCCAACACACAGGCCGCAGACAACAGUAACCCCACCAUCCCUCUGCAGGGGAAGUUCUCUACCCCUCAGGUGCUCGUCAGAAAGCCCCCAAAUGCCACAUGUUUCGACCAGUCGUAUGGUGAUCUCACUGCCUCACAAAUCUCAUGGGAUGUCUCUCUGAUCAAAUCAGAGAGCAACAGCCCAAGGUUUUUAAUGGACACCAGCACUCAGGAGCAGACAUGGAACCCAAAACCCCAGCAGCAUUCCCUUCCUGAAGUUUCCCUUGAUUAGGGAACCAACUGAAACGCGCUGACUGUGGUCAAAACUUGGUGGAAGGAAAACCAGCUUUUCACAACUGAUGGUGACUUGUAGUCUCCCUCUGGGGUAAACUAUAGACAUUUUAAAUUUUUCUUUUCUUUUUUUUUUGUAAAGAUAAAUAUUCUAUUAAAAUGCAUUUAUCUGUAUUUGUUUCCAUUACAUAGAAAGCAAUGCAAAAUAAAGAUUUGCUGAAUAUGCCGUC
Molecule: messenger RNA, 927 nt
Organism: Girardinichthys multiradiatus
Lineage: Eukaryota; Metazoa; Chordata; Actinopteri; Cyprinodontiformes; Goodeidae
Exons: 2
Coding region: 195-698 (167 amino acids)
Source: RefSeq, a predicted model, not a curated record